AUGAAGAAAUUUGCCAGCCUCAUUGUAGCAUUUGGUCUCAUUCCUCUGGUCUGCAGCGAAAGAGUCAUACUCAACUUUGAAGAUGUAGAUGUCUCCAAUGAUGAUAACUGCGGAAGCAUUGCCUUCGAAUCCAGGAAUAAAACAUAUGCGGGCAUGCGAAUCACCGGUGCAUCUGUGGUCAGUUCUGUUGAGACGACAGCCUGCAAUAACCCAAUUGCCAAUGUCACAUUAUCCAACAAACUGGAGAAUAAUGUCCUCUGGGGAAAAGAAUACAUCAAGCUUGAUUACGGCGCUUUCGGCAGCAAGGAUUUCAUCACCGGUCACUUGUCAUUUGACCUGGCAGUUGACUACUCGCUGUUAGCUGAUGGAGAGCUCAAUGACGACGAAACAAAGAUCGCCGUGGAACUGCAGUCUCUGAACGGAAUAAUUGUAACACAGGCCGCAUCAUUUGAUAUCUUCAUGACGAAAAAUGGUACCGGUCCAUUCUCGGUUCCCUGGAACCCGAAUGAAGACGGAAGUCACACCGCAUUUACUAUCGUCGUGAGCCUCUGGUCCACCUCGAUCACCAUUGAUUACCCAAUGGUAGCUCUCGACAACAUCGCCUUUGACCACGCCAAAGUGGACGGAGACGACCAAACAACCAGCACUAUACCAGCUACGACUGCCAGAGGUAAUGUGACAUCUGAUUCAGGCCCCAGCCAGACACUCUCUCCUACUAUAACUUCGGCUCCCUUUGGAUCGAACAUCACUAGCGGCACAUCCAUCAUCCACUCACCCACUCUGACAGCCGAGGCACCGACGUCGACUUCUACAGGCCUUGCGCCGAUUUGUAGCCCUACGCUAUUUGGCGUUGUCGCUGCAUUGGCUGCUGGCGUAGCUUUUCUAUAA
Trichoderma virens Gv29-8 is the source of this 888-nucleotide messenger RNA. RefSeq lists its product as uncharacterized. The transcript has 3 exons. The record is from RefSeq and is a predicted model, not a curated record. Bases 1 to 888 code for a protein of 295 amino acids. Lineage: Eukaryota; Fungi; Ascomycota; Sordariomycetes; Hypocreales; Hypocreaceae.